Messenger RNA from Oryctolagus cuniculus (rabbit), 1871 nucleotides. The record is from RefSeq and is a predicted model, not a curated record. Lineage: Eukaryota; Metazoa; Chordata; Mammalia; Lagomorpha; Leporidae.
AUGGCCUCCGGGGCCCGCUAUGCCGGGAAGGUUGUGGUCGUGACAGGAGCCGCGCGUGGCAUUGGAGCCGGGAUCGCGCGGGCCUUCGUGGACAGCGGGGCGCAAGUGGUUAUCUGUGACAAGGACGAGCGGGGCGGCCGCGCACUGGAGCAGGAGCUCCGCAGAGCCGUGUUUAUCCGCUGUGACGUGACUCGGGAGGAGGAUGUGAGGGCCCUGCUCUCCGACACCGUCCACCGGUUCGGCCGCCUGGACUGCGUGGUCAACAACGCCGGCUCCGUGAGUUGUGAGCCCGCCCCGUCCUCCUGCUCCUCCGUGUCCCCCGCCCCGCGCUGUGGCAGCCCACAGGCCUGAGCCCGCCCCGCUCCGUGCCUCAGUUUCUCCGUCUGUAAAUCAGGAAACACUGCCGUGGUUUUUCUCCGGGGUGCUGGGGUGCCCCUGCAGAGUGACAGCUGUCACUCUCUCGGGCGGGUGCACAGCCUCCUGGGAAGCAGGGGCUGUGGGCUGAGGGGCGGGGCUUGCCUGGGGGCGCGGCCUGGCGCUUCUCUUCAGCUGUGCUGGGCUUGGGUUUGAGCAGAGAGCUCACCUUCCCCUCGGUGCCCUUGGCACCGCACAGGUUCCGACCCCUGCAGGGCCAGCGUCCCGCGAGGGCUAAGUUUGCGUCCACACAAACAUUUUUUUAAGAGAUUUAUUUUGUUUAUUUGAAAGGCACAGUGACACACACAGACAGAGGUCUUUCCUCUGCUGGUCCGUGAACGGCCACAACAGCUAGGACUGGGGCCAGGCUGAGGCCAGGAGCCUGGGACUCCAUCCGGGGUCUCCCACGUGGGUACAGGGGCCCAGGCACUCGGAUCGUCCUCUGCCUCUUUCCCAGGCCAUCGGAAGUGGAGCAGCCAGGACUCGAACCUGCACUCUGAUACAGGUGCCAGCCUUGUAGGUGGCGGCUUAGCCCACUGUGCCACAGCGCCAGCCCCAGGAAAAUUUAUUUGUACCCCAGAAUCAGUGCCGGGGCUUCCCCUGGUUACUCCUGGGGGUGCACAGAGCUUGGGGGCACGUAUUUCCUGCGGAGGUAGAAAAAGGGACAGAGAGGGGCCGGCACUGUGGUGUAGCAGGUAAAGCUGUCGCCUGCAGUGCCGGCAUCCCAUACGGGUGCCGGUUCAAGUCCCGGCUGCUCUACUUUCUAUCCAGCUCUCUGCUGUGGCCUGGGAGAGCAGUGGAAGAUGGCCCAGGUCCUUGGGCCCCUGCACCCGCGUGGGAGACCCGGAUGAAGCUCCUGGCUCUCUCUGGCUGUCGCGGGCUGUGGCCACUUGGGGAGUGAAUCAGCGGAUGGAAGACCUCUCUCUCUGUCUCUCUUUCUGCUUCUCUGUAACUCUGCUUUUCAAAUAAAUAAACAAAUCUUUUAAAAAAAGAAAGAAAAAGAGACAGAGAAGCCCUGAGGCAAGAGACUGAUGGAGACCCGGGGUAGGCAGACGGACAGCUGUUGGGGGGCGGCUGCACAGCCCGGGCACUGUUUGCAGACGGGACAGUGGUGUGUGGGAGAAGGCACAGUUUGCAGAUGUAGGAUUACUGUCUGUGUCGGAGACACGCGUGUGGACAGACGUGUGGGCACACGGGCGUGUGACUUUCCAUCACGCCACCUGUGCGCUCCCCGAGAAGUGGGGCCGCACCCCUAAUCCACGACCUCGGUCCCUGUCUCCUGCUCUCUGGGGAGGAAGGCCGAGUGACAGACAGGGAGAGAGAGAAGAGACAGAGAGGUCUUCCACCUGCUCGGUCACUCCCCGAGUGCCCAUGUGGCCAGGGCUGGGCCAGGUCGAAGCCAGGAGCCUGGGUGGCAGGGACUGGAGCCCCGGGGCCCGCCGUCUGCUUUCCCAGGC